This is a messenger RNA of Insectozyma verbasci, 732 nucleotides long. The record is from the annotation of a GenBank genome assembly. NCBI's taxonomy places the organism in Eukaryota, Fungi, Ascomycota, Pichiomycetes, Serinales, Debaryomycetaceae.
AUGUUAAGAUCAAUACGUUAUAUUCCUGUAUUAUUCACUCCAUUGCUUCUUACAAAUGGAGAUAUGAUCUCAAACGAAUCAAAAAGAAAGUUUUAUGAAGAUGAUAACCAAAUAACUCCAAUUCCAGGUACAAUUACCUCGGCACCAGCUUCUGAAAUUGAAUCAUUAGGAACUAAUAAAAUUAUUGAUGGUAUAUCUAUUAGAUCUACAAAAGAAACAGAAUCAUUAUUUAGAAGUCUUAGAGAAACUACACAAAAUAUUAAAUCAAGAAUAAUUGAUUUUAUAAACUCAUCAUAUGCUGGUUUCAAUAAUCAAGAAAGAAAAAUAACUGACACAUUGUCAAGCUUACAUUAUAGACAAGAAGACCUUUUACCUAAUUCAUUAUAUGUUCUUAUUGGUGUUUUAACAGGUUCAAUAAUUGCAAGAACAAGAGGAACCAUUUUGUCAAGAUUGAUUCUUCCUCCAUUGGGUGGUUUAGUUACUUUUAAAUACUUUUUACCACAUACUUUUGAUAAUACUAUGAGUUUCUUGUAUAAAUUAGAAAAUGAGAAUUUACCAGAAUUUACUAAAACUCAAAAUCUUGCAAUCGAAAAAGGUUUAGGAUUUGUUAAUUCUAUUGAAAAGAAUGUUGAAGAAGGUGGAAAAUCAUUGGAAAUACAAGGUGAAUAUUUGAAGACUAAAAUUGGGGAAAUUACUGGUUUAAAUCUCGAUGAAGAAGUAUCAAAGAAAUGA